This is a messenger RNA of Penicillium cinerascens, 1803 nucleotides long. RefSeq names its product FAD-dependent oxidoreductase. NCBI's taxonomy places the organism in Eukaryota, Fungi, Ascomycota, Eurotiomycetes, Eurotiales, Aspergillaceae. Gene Ontology annotation, molecular function: oxidoreductase activity; FAD binding. The record is from RefSeq and is a predicted model, not a curated record. Bases 1 to 1803 code for a protein of 600 amino acids. The transcript has 2 exons.
AUGGUCAAGCCAUUCUUCCUUCCUAUUCUUCUUUCUGCGGGAGCUGCUGCAGCUUCCCAGACUUCUCAUUGUCGCUGCAGACCCGAUGAACCUUGUUGGCCCUCGCAGGAGGAAUGGCUCUCCUUGAAUAAGACCAUCCAGGGCAACCUGGUAGCGGUCCGGCCCGUUGCAUCAGUAUGCCAUGGAGAUGAAUAUAAUCCCCAGGCAUGUAAAGCAGUCAUUGGGCUCUGGUCCAAUUCUGCUUGGCGCUCAGCUCAGCCAGGCGCUGUCCAGUGGGAGAAUUGGGAAGCCUGGCCAGAAAAUCACCAGACCUGUUAUAUCGACUCACCCCGGGGAACCAAGUGCGGUCAAGGUCGGGUUUCCCUGUACUCGGCCAAGGUUCAGACGGUAUUCCAGGUCCAGCAAGCCGUCAAGUUCGCCAAUACCCAUAAACUUCGUCUCGCCAUAAAGAAUACAGGUCACGAUUUCCUGGGUCGCUCGACGGCACCGGAGUCGCUGCAGAUCUUGACUCGCGGGAUGACGGAUAUCCAAAUUGUGGAUGACUUUGUCCCGAGAGGAGCACCCAAGGGUAAAAGCGAGGGCCACGCGAUGACCAUCGCAGCUGGUGUACAGUUGCCUGAGCUGUACACGGCGGCUGCCAAACAAAAUAGAACAGUUGUCGGUGGAUCCUCGCAUACCGUGGGUGCAGCCGGAGGGUAUAUUCAAGGCGGAGGGCAUUCGCCAUUUGGGGCCUGGGGAGGCCUUGGAUCGGAUAAUGCCCUUGAGUUUGAGGUUGUCACCGCAGACGGCACCCUCGUGUAUGCGAAUGCGUAUCAAAACUCUGACCUCUUCUGGGCUCUGCGAGGUGGCGGUGGAGGAACAUUUGGUGUGGUUACCAGUGUCACGGUGCGCACGUUUCCCGAAGUGCCGGUUCUUGUGUACAACCUCAACAUCACCGCCGUUCAAGGGACCCCCCAGUUCUGGGAAGCUUGGAGUGAAUUCCAUGCUGCUCUCCCGUCUCUCAAUGACGCCGGUGGCUCAGGCUACUACUUCACUGUGCCCAACUUCCCUCUCAACACCAAUACUAGUGUUUCCGUCUUUAUCUCUCUUCUCAUGUUUCCUGGGAAAACUGACCCAGCCGAAAUCGACAAGUUAUACCAACCGCUAAAGUUGAAGCUGCAGCAACUCCAAGGAAUUCAGGUCCAGAACAUAUCAUUCCCCUUCCCUACUAUGAACUCGACCAUCUUCACCCUACUCCUGAGCGGGGAGAAUGCCGACAGCACGGGAAGCAUCUUGAUGCUCGGCUCGCGCCUCUUCUCGAAAGAUCUCCUGUCAUCGAAGGAUGGGGCAGAUCGCCUAACGGACGCCUGGAAGAGUAUCAAGAUGGACCCCUAUGACCAAAUUCUCGGCCACGUUGUGGCCGGCGGUGCUGUAGCAGCCAACGGGGAGAAGAUAGAUAGCGCCGUCAACCCAGCCUGGAGAAAGACCGUUACUCACAUGGUCUACUCGAGGAACUGGGAGGCCAACGCAACUCUCGCACAGCAGUCCGCAAUCAUCAAGAACAUGACUGAGAUCGAGAUCCCGAUUCUGCGGUCUGUCGAGGGCGAAGACCGGAUGGGCGCUUAUUUGAAUGAGGCUAAUGCCUAUGAGGACGGGUUCCAGCAAUCGUUCUGGGGCGAACACUACCCCCGUCUGUACAGCAUCAAGCAGAAAUGGGACCCCGCCGGGCUGUUCAUCUCGCGCAAGGGCGUUGGCAGCGAAGAUUGGGAUGACGCGGGCCUGUGUAUGACUACCGGGGGCCGCAGCAAGGCACUUGGCCACUGA